UGUGAGAAGAAGCCCAACCUCACGGCCUUCCCUCCUCAGCUGAUGGUGGAGCAGUUGACCAUGAUGGAUGCGGAGCUCUUCCAGAAGGUGGUGCCCUCUCAGUGCCUGGGCUUCACCUGGGGCAAGAGGAACAAGCCCGGCAAUGAGCACCUGACACUCACUGUCCAGGCCACCGUCGACCACUUCAGAAGGGUGGCCAGCCUCGUCAUCAUCACCUGCCUCGGGAACGCGAGCAUGAUGACCCAGGACAGGGCGAGGGAGUGCGUGAUCCGGAAGAACUUCUCAACCCGCACUGUCAUCUCUGUUCUGCAGAAAACCUCCACAAACCACUUGAAGAACACAUGGGAGGAAGUUUCCCUGGACAGCUCUGAAAAACUGAAGGAGCUCUAUAGCCAAGACGAGUCCUUGAGAAGAUAACUGAUG
Diceros bicornis minor is the source of this 423-nucleotide messenger RNA. Its product is annotated as ral guanine nucleotide dissociation stimulator-like. The record is from RefSeq and is a predicted model, not a curated record. Gene Ontology annotation, cellular component: plasma membrane. The transcript has 4 exons. Bases 43 to 417 code for a protein of 124 amino acids. Gene Ontology annotation, molecular function: guanyl-nucleotide exchange factor activity. Gene Ontology annotation, biological process: Ras protein signal transduction; positive regulation of GTPase activity. NCBI's taxonomy places the organism in Eukaryota, Metazoa, Chordata, Mammalia, Perissodactyla, Rhinocerotidae.